Molecule: messenger RNA, 1151 nt
Organism: Nanorana parkeri
Lineage: Eukaryota; Metazoa; Chordata; Amphibia; Anura; Dicroglossidae
Product: SRSF protein kinase 3-like
Exons: 7
Coding region: 1-987 (328 amino acids)
Biological process (GO): spliceosomal complex assembly; regulation of mRNA processing; protein phosphorylation
Molecular function (GO): protein kinase activity; ATP binding
Source: RefSeq, a predicted model, not a curated record
AUGGCCGAUCCGGUGAGGGGCGGACCAGACAUCGGGACCGGAGGACGGGACCUGAAGGCGGGAGACCGGACCGGAGGACGGGACCUGAAGGCGGGAGACCGGACCGGAGGAAGGGACCUAAAAGCGGUACGGACAGACGGACAAGGAGACGCAAGGGUGUGUGGGACCAGAGAUCCUAUCCCUUCAGUGCCUGCAAACAAUGAGGGUACAGACUCUUCUCUGGGAAGCGGAGGUACCACGUGUGUUGCCCAGAGCCCUCAAUCAUCUGGAACAUAUGAGAACUGCAAUGGUUUUGGUACAGGACCACGCUGCAUUAGCCCAGACACGCACACAUCAGGCUUCUCUAGCUCAGCCUUUUCUGCCACUUCUGCCUCUGCCAUAUCUGGGUAUUCUGGAUGUCGAGAAACAGGAGGAAUUUUGUCACCAAACUUGUCAUUCAAAGCCACAGAUUUCCUGAUCAACCCUCUAGACCCACAGAAUGCUGACAACAUUUCUGUCAAGAUUGCAGAUCUGGGGAAUGCCUGUUGGGUGCACAAACAUUUCACUGAUGAUAUUCAGACACGGCAAUACCGAGCCGUGGAGGUGUUGAUUGGUGCUGCCUAUGGACCUCCUGCUGAUAUUUGGAGCACUGCUUGUAUGGCCUUUGAGCUGGCAACAGGAGAUUACUUGUUUGAGCCUCACUCAGGUGAAGAAUACACACGUGAUGAAGAUCACAUUGCACACAUCAUUGAGCUUCUUGAAGAUAUCCCUCCACACUUUGCACUGUCAGGCCGUUACUCCCGAGAGUAUUUUACACGUAGAGGGGAGCUUCGGCAUAUACACAACCUAAAACACUGGGGCCUGUUUGAUAUCUUGGUGGAGAAGUAUGAGUGGUCAUUGGAAGAAGCCACUCAGUUUUCAGACUUUCUAUUGCCUAUGUUAGAGUUUAUUCCAGAAAAAAGGGCCACAGCCACUCAGUGCCUGCAGCACCCCUGGCUUAACUCCUAACUGUAACCAUGUGUUUACUUUAUCGGUGUCAAAGCUAAUAACUAUUGGCGAGCAACAAUGUCAUAAAGAGAACUGCUUCUAGAGAUGUUACUACUGUUUCAAUUAUUUUAUAUGACUUACAGUUAGUGGGUAUGAGUGAGGAAUAUCGUAUGAACUCAAACAAA